AGCCUGAACGCGCAGCGACACAGCGGAGAAGAACCAGCCGAUGGCUCCAUGAAGCUGCUCUCGCCGGCGCCUCCCGUGUGCGUGGACGCCCGUUAUUUGGGGGGGUAGUUAUGCUCACCGUGAAAAGACCUAAUUUGUGGAAAGACCUGAAAUGUGUAGAUAUUGUGAAAAUUACUUAUCUUGACUUAUAAAUUACUCAUUUUGAUUUAUAAGAGGUACAGUGCGGCAUUAUGUAAAACAGGAUUACAAGUUGUAAAUUCAUAAAAGGGAAUUGAUAAUAACGUGGAGUGUAAUACGGUGAUGUUGAAAUAUAUGCUAAUGUGUUCGUCAUUGUGAAAUAUCCGUUUUGCUUCCGUGAAAGGCAGGAAAUAACGAUCGGAACGAAAGCGAAAAUGUGCUGGUGGUGAGGUUAGAAAAAAAAUGGCGGGCCACCUUCCACGAAGACAGCUCGGCGAGUGAGUAAUGGCGUCUGUGUGACCGGCCCGUGCUCGUGAGUGGCGAACAUGACGAGUCUCCUCCACCACGCGAUCCCGUACGUGCUUCUCCUGGCCAUCAUCAACUCCCACACGCAUAUAAGGGCCGUGUCCUCCGUGCUGGGCCUCGGCGCCGACCUGCUGUGCUCGCGCGUGCCCGGGAUCACGCCCAGCCAGCGCCGCAUCUGCAGCAGGGCGCCCGACGCCAUCGUGGCCAUCAGCGAGGGCGCUCGCAAGGGCAUCGCCGAGUGCCAGAGCCAGUUCAGGAACCGCCGCUGGAACUGCUCGCUCCAGGCCAGCGCCGGCAGCGUCUUCGGCUACGUCGUCCUCCUGGGCAGUCGCGAGGCGGCCUUCACCUACGCCCUCCUGAGCGCCGGCGUCGCCUACAGCGUGACGGCGUCCUGCGCUCGCGGCAACAUCUCCACCUGCGGCUGCGACGACCGCAAGCGGGGCCGUUACAGCGCCUCGGGGUGGAAGUGGGGCGGCUGCAGCGCCGAUAUAAAAUACGGAAUAAAAUUCGCGCGCAAGUUCGUGGACGCGCGGGAGGUGGAGGGCGACGCGCGGGCGCUCAUGAACCUGCACAACAACAAGGCCGGACGGAGA
Molecule: messenger RNA, 1076 nt
Organism: Penaeus vannamei (Pacific white shrimp)
Lineage: Eukaryota; Metazoa; Arthropoda; Malacostraca; Decapoda; Penaeidae
Source: RefSeq, a predicted model, not a curated record